UUUCUCUCUCACAUAUCAAAACACCAGACCGCAUUCUCCCAACACACACACUCUUUCUCCCCUUGCAUCAUCAAUGGCGGUGCUUCCAUGGCUUCUUCUCACCUUCACCUUCUUCCUCACCACCACCACCACCACCACCCACUCUACCUCUACCCCUUCCGACGACGUCGUUUUACUCCUCACCAAAAUCAAACCCUCACUCCAAGGCCCCACCCAAAACCGCAUCUUAUCCUCAUGGAACACCUCUGUUCCACUCUGCCAAUGGCAAGGCCUCAAAUGGGUUUUCACUAACGGAACCCAACUCAUCUGCACACCUAUUUCAUCCCCAAAUUGGUCAGACCUUUCUCUCUCUAAAAACCCAGCUCUCCAUCUUCUCUCUCUUCAACUCCCGUCGGCGAAUCUCUCCGGCAACCUCCCGCCGGAGCUCGGAGACCUGUCAAACCUCCAAAGUUUGUAUCUUUCUUUCAAUUCAAUCAUGGGUUCUAUACCUCUUGAACUUGGGUACAGUUCUUCUCUUCAAGAUAUUGAUUUUAGUUACAAUUUGUUAAACGGGUCGGUUCCUGUAUCCGUUUGGAAUUUGUGUGAUAAUAAUAAACUUGUUUCUUUUCGGGUUCAUGGUAAUUUGUUAUCCGGGUCUAUUCCUAAACCCGGGUUACCUAAUGCUAGUUGUGGUAACUUAACUGUUCUUGAUUUUGGGCGUAAUCUUUUUACUGGGGCUGUUCCUGAUUUUAUUACUGGGUUUACUGGGUUAAAAGAGUUUGAUGUUAGUGAUAAUAAGUUGUUUGGGUUGGUACCUGAGGGGUUAAGUAGAUUAGGGUUGGAAAAAUUGAAUCUUUCUCAUAAUAAUUUUAGUGGGGUUUUACCUGAUUUUGGUGGGUCAAGAUUUGGGGUGGAUGUGUUUGAAGGGAAUGAUGAUAGUUUAUGUGGGCCCCCUUUGAAGAGGUGUGAAGGAAGGAGGUCUGGUUUGAGGGCUGGUGUGGUUGCUGGUGUUGUGAUUAGUAUGAUGACUGGGGUGGUGGUGGUUGCGUCGUUGUUGAUCGGGUAUUUUCAAGGGAAGAAAAAGAACGAGUUCGAGGAGGGGUAUGAGGAGUUUGAAGACGGAGAAGAUGGUGACGAUGGUGGUGGUGAAGGGAAGUUGGUUUUGUUUCAAGGAGGUGAGCAUUUGACGUCGGAGGAUGUGUUGAAUGCGACGGGUCAGGUUAUGGAGAAAACGAGCUAUGGGACGGUGUACAAAGCGAAGCUUUCGGAUGGAGGGACGAUUGCUUUGAGGUUGAUAAGGGAAGGGAGUUGUAGCGAUUUGGGUUCGUGUAUGAUGGUGAUCAAACAAUUGGGGAGAGUUAGGCAUGAUAAUUUGAUUCCGUUGAGGGCUUUUUAUCAAGGGAAAAGAGGGGAAAAGCUUCUUAUUUAUGAUUAUCUCCCGAAUAAAACUCUCCAUGAACUUUUACAUGAACCAAGGCCUGGGAAACCCGUCUUGAAUUGGGCAAAGCGACACAAGAUUGCAUUGGCUAUAGCCAAGGGACUUGCACAUCUGCACACAGGCAUCGAACCACCCAUUACUCAUGGCAACAUACGGUCAAGAAACGUGCUAGUGGACGACUUUUUUGUGGCUCGCCUCACUGACUUCGGACUCUACAAACUAAUGAUCCCAUCAGUAGCUGAUGAAAUAGUUUCACUCGCAAAAGUUGACGGCUACAAGGCUCCAGAUCUCCAUAAGAUGAAGAACUGCAAUUCAAGAACCGACGUGUACGCUUUUGGGAUCUUGUUGUUGGAGAUUUUGUUAGGAAAGAAACCUGGGAAGAAUGAGGGUAGGGGCGAUUAUGUCGACUUGCCUUCAGUGGUAAAAGCAGCUGUUUUAGAGGAAACGACCAUGGAGGUUUUUGAUGUGGAGUUGUUGAAGGGGAUCAGGAGUCCAAUGGAAGAAGGUGUGGUGCAAGCAUUGAAACUUGCAAUGGGGUGUUGUGCACCGGUUGCAUCGGUUAGACCUUCGAUGGAUGAGGUUGUGAAGCAGUUGGAAGAAAAUAGACCGCGUAACAGGUCAGCUUUGUAUAGCCCUACUGAAACAAGAAGCGGGAUUGAUACACCCUUUUGAAUUUUCCCCUUUUUACUUCAUAUAUUUGUACCGAUUUCUAUUUGUUUGGAAAAUGAUAAAUUGGAUUAAAAUGGUUUUUAUCUUUAAACUUGACAUAGUUUGUGAUAA
Molecule: messenger RNA, 2197 nt
Organism: Helianthus annuus (common sunflower)
Lineage: Eukaryota; Viridiplantae; Streptophyta; Magnoliopsida; Asterales; Asteraceae
Product: putative kinase-like protein TMKL1
Exons: 2
Coding region: 74-2089 (671 amino acids)
Biological process (GO): protein phosphorylation
Molecular function (GO): protein kinase activity; protein binding; ATP binding
Source: RefSeq, a predicted model, not a curated record